AUGGAGGCUUUAACAAGCUUAGAGAUAGAAAGUUUGAUCGCUUUUCUGAAUCUGGAGAAGACCAAGAAGAAAGAACAAAAAGAGAGAAAAGAAUUUCAAAGAUUAAGGGUUGAAAAUGAUGAGGAAUUUCAGUUGUGGAUGAGAAAGUUAGAUUCCAUAGAUGUACGUCGACACAGGGAGAAGCUUCAACAACGAGGAGAGUGGAAGUGUUCAUGGGGGAAAACCCGCAGUGCGAUAGAAAGUGAUAGUGAAGAUGAAGAAAAGAACUGUGAAGGAGGAGAAGAUGAGGAGAGCAGUGAUGAUUCAAUGAAGAGAGAUGAAAGAGCAAAAGAAGCAGAGAAAAAUCAGAGGAAGUGGCAAGAGUUUGAAGAUGCGAUGUACAAGUGCUAUCUCGCCGAAAAGAAGAACAACCCUCGUAAGUUUGCUCGAACCAUUGAAUCAGAAGAUGAGGAAGAAGAAACCGAAGAUGAUGAUCUCCAGGGUGCCUACACAUCUUCAUACGAUAAUGAUGGUACUGGUGCCUGCUAUGAAGAGGAUGAGUUAAACUACAACAGCAACAGUAAUGACGAUUCUUGGUGA
Papaver somniferum (opium poppy) is the source of this 579-nucleotide messenger RNA. RefSeq lists its product as uncharacterized. Lineage: Eukaryota; Viridiplantae; Streptophyta; Magnoliopsida; Ranunculales; Papaveraceae. The coding region runs from base 1 to 579 and encodes 192 amino acids. The transcript has 2 exons. The record is from RefSeq and is a predicted model, not a curated record.